Messenger RNA from Oldenlandia corymbosa var. corymbosa, 1305 nucleotides. The record is from the annotation of a GenBank genome assembly. Lineage: Eukaryota; Viridiplantae; Streptophyta; Magnoliopsida; Gentianales; Rubiaceae.
AUGUCUUCUGGUUCGGGUGGCUACGCCGUGUCCCGGAGUCACGGCGGUGAUAGGUUUUAUAACCCACCGAUGCGGCGGCAGCAGCAGCAGCAGCAGCAGACGGCGGUGUUGCAGCAGCAGCAGCAGCAACAGCAGUUGGUUCAGCUGCAGAGGGCCUCCAAGUCUGAUUCCUCCGCCGUGACUGCGGCAGCAGGGGGAACCUCGGUGGAAGCUGGGAGCCGGACUGAUUCUGAUGAUUCUGUGGCGGCAUUAUCCAGACCUUCGUCUGUUCGCUCUCCUUCACCUCCGAUGCCACCGCCACCGCGUCCGGAGACCAACUUGACUAACUUGGAUCGGUUUAUGCUGGCGGUCACCCCAGUUGUUAAUGCUUCUGAGGGGCAGGUAAAUGUGAGGAGACGGAGGUCUAGGGAUCCCAAGUUGCAACCUUUUUAUUGCCUUGGGGAUCUGUGGGAGGGUUUUUAUGAAUGGAGUGUGUAUGGAGUUGGAGUUCCGUUGUUGUUGAAUGGAGGAGAGCAUGUUAAACAAUAUUAUGUCCCGUUCCUGUCUGGUAUACAGCUUUACAUAGACCCGUCAAAGCUACGCCUUAGGACUGGUGAGGAGAGCGACGCUGAGUCAUUAAGGGAAACUAGUAGUGGUGGGAGCAGUGACUGUGAACCAGAUAAGAGAUCCAAAUUUAAUAAAGAGGGGUUGCGGAAUCAGCAGAACACAACCAACUUGGACCCGCAGCGACUUAACAGGCUGUCAUUAAAAGCGAACUCUGUUAAGAGUUCGUCUGGUGAUGAAGCUGAUAUUUCUAGUUCACCUGGUUUACUCUUGUUUGAAUUCAUGGAGCAGGAGCAGCCACAUUUUCGCAAACCAUUAAUUGAUAAGAUUGCAAUGCUUGCAUCACAAAAACCCGAACUGAGAAAGUACAGGAGCUGCGAUCUACUGCCUUCGAGUUGGAUUUCUGUAGCUUGGUACCCAAUAUAUAGAAUACCCGUGGGUCCAACGCUAAGGGAUCUGGAUGUAUCUUUUUUAACCUUUCAUUAUUUGUCAACACAAACUGGAGGUCUUAGCCAAUUGAACCCCGUUGAUGUAAAUGCAAGAAAAUUAUACCCUUCUACUGAUUGCUCGUCAGGCAUCUCAUUGCCCGUUUUUGGCAUGGCUUCGUACAAAUUAAAAAGUUCUCUUCUGAAUCCCGUUGAACCUCAGGAAAUCGAACAAGAGAAUUCUCUCGUGCAAGCAGCUGGGGAAUGGCUUCAGCGGUUGCAGGUUACUCUUCCCGAUUUCCAGUUUUUCCGCGCUCAUGCUCAGCGAAGAGUAUGA